Messenger RNA from Schizosaccharomyces cryophilus OY26, 1285 nucleotides. RefSeq names its product TPR repeat protein Oca3/ER membrane protein complex Ecm2. Bases 154 to 1008 code for a protein of 284 amino acids. The record is from RefSeq and is a predicted model, not a curated record. Gene Ontology annotation, biological process: protein folding in endoplasmic reticulum. Gene Ontology annotation, molecular function: protein binding. Gene Ontology annotation, cellular component: EMC complex. The transcript is spliced from 4 exons. NCBI's taxonomy places the organism in Eukaryota, Fungi, Ascomycota, Schizosaccharomycetes, Schizosaccharomycetales, Schizosaccharomycetaceae.
AGACCACCUCUGUAAUAGCGUGCCCUUAAACCAAUUUACCCAUUUUCCUCAGCAAAGCCAAUAUCAUCCAUAUUUAUAUUCUUUAAUUUUAAUUUUAUUCAUUUUCUUGAGGAAUACUAAUUAAUCAAUACGAAAGUUAGUACUAGUUGGUUCAUGAAUAUGUCAGCAAAUAUCCUGGAAAUCUCUGAAAUAAAGGACCCGCAAAAGGUUUUGCAAGUCUUUGAGGGGCAAGAAUCUACUGCCAAGCUGGAUAAAUAUGGAGAUCUUGUAUGGGAUGUGUACCAAAAAGUAUUUGUUGCUGCUCUCAUUUUGAAAGAAGACACCCUUGCAAAGAAAUGCUGGAACCGCCUAAACGACCGAUUUAAUAAAUCUCCUAGAGUGGACGGACUCUACGGAAUGUAUUUGGAAGCUACUUCUACUUUUGAGGAUGCAUUGGAUUAUUAUAAUCAAAAGCUUUUUGAAGAUUCAACGAAUACGAUCAUCCAUAAACGAAAGCUAUCGCUAUUACGUUCGGUGGGAAAAUUAAAGGAAUGCAUAAACGGAUUAAUAGAAUAUGUAGAUACCUUCUACAACGACAUUGAGGCAUGGGCCGAAUUGGCCGAUCUAUAUUUUUCUGUAGAAGCGUAUGAAAAAUCUGCUUUUUGUUAUGAAGAAAUGCUUCUUUUGCAACCUUUUGAGCCUCGGAUUUUUGCAAAGCUUGCGGACUUGCAUUAUGUGAUGAGUAGGAGCAAUCCCAUACACCUAUGGAUUUCCCUCAAGCAUUAUUGUCGUGCUGUGGAAAUUUGUGAAGCAUACUUCCAUGCCUGGUACGGCAUCAGACAGUGUUGUGAAGCAAUUAAUAAGAUGUCUAAAAGUGAGUUAAAGCGUAUUCAAUCUCGGGUAUCUGAGGAAACACUUAAAAUUUUAGCAGAUGAUAGCAAAGUUGAGGGACUAUUACAGCUUUCGGGAAAAAUGGUUUCAAAGUUUACUAGCCAAGACCAGAAAUUACAAAAGCUAUUAUCUGCUUAAUUGUUUCUUGAGGGUACUGACAAUAUUUAAUUUUGGACAUUAUAACUAGAUGCUCAAUUGAAUUCCAUUCAGCGUCUCAAUCAGCAACACUCACAUUUCCUUUGGAUCUUGAGUAAUGAGAAACAAUGAAUCAGGCAUCAUGUAUAUCAUAAAAGAGACUCUGGUUAUCAAAGAGUGCAAGUAUAUAGAUUUAUUGUUCCUUUAGAGACCUUUCUUGAAAGUACUGUUCCAUCACGAGGUAAGCAUUUUUAAGUCAAUAAAUUUUAAACUUUCCAAA